Messenger RNA from Suillus clintonianus, 705 nucleotides. RefSeq lists its product as uncharacterized. The coding region runs from base 1 to 705 and encodes 234 amino acids. NCBI's taxonomy places the organism in Eukaryota, Fungi, Basidiomycota, Agaricomycetes, Boletales, Suillaceae. The transcript has 2 exons. The record is from RefSeq and is a predicted model, not a curated record.
AUGCCUUCCCUUCGUCGUUCUUUCUCAUCCCCGUCAGUCCGCUCGAACCCAUACCCAACUUCACUAUCAAAUGGUAGUGUAAGUAACGCUCGCCCGCGCGUUGCAGGUCAUGGGUUUCGUCGUUCUUCUGACUCGGAAACGACUGAACGUAGGGUCCUUGCGGACAUUGAGUGGUGGCGGGUUUCUGAUGGACAGUGCGACCUUAAUACGGUCCAGGACCAGGCUGAACCAGAUCAGGAUGUACAAGACGGCGUGUAUGUCUCCGCGGGCGGCGCCAUUACUCUGUCAGCCUCUGACAGUCCACAGACGCCCCCGCUGAUGUUGCAUGACCUUCCUCCCAUAGACUUCGCCCAGUCUAUUCCUAUGAGUCAGUUCGCUGCACUCUCCAUAGCCCCUCACUCUCCCACCAGCAGGAGACAUGGGCGCAACUCCUCGUUUUCCUCCCUCGAGUCCACCCCCGAGAUGCCCGAAACUCCUCUGGAGAGCAUUUGCUUCAGCAUGAUUGAUGUAGAUGCUGGCUCUCAUGAUCUCCAACUUCCUUCCGAAUUUGCGCUGCCUCCUACAAGUGUCAUCUCUCGACCUUCAUUCGCGCUCUUCGAAAUGUGUACCUACUCUUUCGCAGACUCCCGUGACUUCGGAGGCGAUGUUCAUCAGUUUGCCGACGGAGCCUCCUCCUUUUCGCUCGAUCAGAACAUCUUUCACUGA